Phytophthora infestans T30-4 is the source of this 939-nucleotide messenger RNA. RefSeq names its product ribonuclease 3, putative. NCBI's taxonomy places the organism in Eukaryota, Oomycota, Peronosporomycetes, Peronosporales, Peronosporaceae. The transcript is spliced from 2 exons. The record is from RefSeq and is a predicted model, not a curated record. Gene Ontology annotation, cellular component: nucleus. The coding region runs from base 1 to 939 and encodes 312 amino acids. Gene Ontology annotation, biological process: regulation of gene expression; rRNA processing. Gene Ontology annotation, molecular function: ribonuclease III activity; double-stranded RNA binding.
AUGCGCAAGGUGUUGACGUUGGGAAGCGGUCGAGCUCUGACCGCUGCUGGCAACCUACGAGCAUUCUCUUCGCGUAGCUCUCUUCCUGAUGGAUUCCGCAGUCCACAGGCCGUUGCUGACGCUGUUGCAAAGGCUUUAGCGGCUGAGAACGAUUCUAAGAGCGCCGACAGUCGGAGCAAAAGUCAAGUGCCAGCGGAUCCCAACCAACCUGUAAAACUAGAGCGCCGUCACUUGGAAGGAGAUGUUAUCGCCAAUCAGAACAUCACAAUAGAGCAGUUGAUGUACCCGAAGAAUACCGCGGAUUGGCAGCUGAUCAAGCCGGAGCACUUCGAGAAGGUCCCGACCCCGAAAGACUGGAAGGCCGGGCUCGAGAAGCUGCAAGAGCGGAUUGGGGUCAAAUUCCAAGACGUGACGCUACUGCAGAGUGCACUGACGCACCACGGGUGUUUGCCUACCAAUCCAGUGCCGGAAGACGUGCCGGUGGUGCGGUUAUCAAACCGCAGUCUGGAGUUUCUAGGAGACUCGUUAUUGGGUGCCGCAGCAGCAGGAUAUGUGUAUCAGAUGCUGCCAAGACACCAGGAGGGACAGCUUUCGCGUGCCAAGUCAGCGCUGGUGAAUAACGAUACGCUAUCGAAGAUUAGUGCGGAUCUGGGCAUCACAGAUCUGCUACUUUGGCCGCCUGGUUUCAAUGAGGCUAGAGGUGCACCGCUUGUUGCCAAAGGAAGAGUUACAAUUGCUGCAGGCUCCGUGGAAUCACUCAUUGCGGCCAUCUAUCUGGACCAGGGAAUGGAGACCGCGAUGAAGUUUGUGACUACACAGAUCCUUCCUCGCUCGGUUGAGUAUGCCACUCGUGACGUCAUCUGGGAACCUAUUGUCGAGCUGCAGAACUUGCUGCAAGGUCACUACUAUGGCCAACCUGUCUAUAAGUACGAGGAGUGA